Messenger RNA from Durio zibethinus, 1175 nucleotides. The record is from RefSeq and is a predicted model, not a curated record. Lineage: Eukaryota; Viridiplantae; Streptophyta; Magnoliopsida; Malvales; Malvaceae.
CUACCAUCAACUUCAGCUUUGCUCUUUCCUAUUAACCAAUUAAAAAUAUGCCACGUGAAGAUUGAAACAGAUGAUCAAUCCUUACAAUGUUAUCAACUGACUAUUUUCUGAGAGAUUCGACUAAAAAUCUCUUUUUUUUUUGUUUCUCUUCUCGGCGAAAAAAAAAAAAGAAAAAUGGAACUGAAAAAGGAAAAUAAAGCUAACAACAAAAUUACUGUGAAAGAAAAAGGAAAGCGUGAAGAUCGGGUCUAAUCUGGAGUUCUUUUGAAAUUUAACCAAUGCUUUUAAUAUGUAAAGUCUGGCUCAUAUAAAACUCCCAAGAAAAAAAGAGCUUCGACGAUUUAUUUCAUCCAUCUUUUAAGUUAAAAAGGUUGAAGUGUUGGAGUGGAGUGAGUUGUGAUUUUAAAAUCUGUUACUUUUCUUUCAUUUUCUAGGGUUUUUAUUUGUUUGAAAAGUUGGAAAAUUGAAAUGCUGGAGGAGGAGCUGGUAGAACUUAAGUUCCGAUUGUAUGAUGGAUCGGAUAUCGGUCCAUUUCGAUACUCACCUGCUUCAACCGUUGCAAUGCUCAAGGAAAGGAUUGUUGCUGAAUGGCCUAAAGAUAAAAAAAUUGCACCGAAGGGAGCCAAUGACAUCAAACUGAUAAAUGCUGGGAAAAUUUUGGAGAACAGCAAGACUGUUGGCCAGUGUAGAGUACCUUUUGGUGAUCUUCCAAAAGCAGUCAUCACCAUGCAUGUUGUUGUACAGCCGUUUAUAACAAAAGUGAAAACAGCAGAAAAAAAGGUGGAUGAGGCCUCCAGGAAAAACGUCUGUUCGUGUUCCAUAUUGUGAAAAGGUUUGGUCUCGAUUCAGAUUCAAGCUGGUGAGAUAGCGUCACGGGUUCCUAAGAUCUGCUGGGCUAUGACCAUGGUCGUGGAAGCAGAAAUUAAUUAGUAAAACAGUGCCAUCCCUCAUUUUUACAUGGUUUGUUUUGAGGUCAUUCUUGAGUAACAGUGAUGUUGGUGAUGAUGUAUUUACGUCUUUAUAAAAUGGGUGUUUCUUGUAUUAGAUAACAGCUUUUUUUUCUUUUCUCUUCAUUAUUUCUCUAACACAAGCUUAUGGAUUCAUUGACAUAUACACGAUACUCUUCGAACCAUGAUCUUGAAUACCAUCUUAUUUUUUAAGGCUGAUGCCAUGUU